Punica granatum (pomegranate) is the source of this 879-nucleotide messenger RNA. NCBI's taxonomy places the organism in Eukaryota, Viridiplantae, Streptophyta, Magnoliopsida, Myrtales, Lythraceae. The record is from RefSeq and is a predicted model, not a curated record.
GUUUGCUCCACAGCCUUGUUUUCUUUAUAUUCUACCUCUUUUCAUCAUUCAUCAUAUUACAUUAUAAACAUAUCUCAGAAGAACAAAGUCCUUUCAUUAGGAAGGAAAAAAAAAUGGCUCAUGUAGUACAUGGGAGGAUGGAGAUUGAUGUCGGGAUCAGAUCUCCGCCGGAUAAGUUCCACGAUGUGUUCAGCUGCAGGCCUCACCACAUCUCGAACGUGACCCCUGCGAAGAUACAAGGUGUCAAGUUGCACGAAGGCAACUGGGGAAAAGUUGGCUCUAUUCUCUGCUGGGAUUACGUCCAUGAUGGAGAGGCCAAGGUUGCGAAGGAGAUAAUCGAGGCCAUAGAUGAUGAGAAGAAUUCCACCACCUUCAGAGUGACCGAAGGUGAUCUGAUGAAACUGUACAAGAACUUUAUUCUGAUCGUUCAGGCCACUCCAAAGGAGGGAGGGACUGGGAGUGUCGUGCACUGGACACUGGAGUACGAGAAGCUGAGCGAGGAAACCCCAGAACCCUACUCUCUACUCGAGUUCUGCGUACAUGUCACCAAGGACAUUGACGCUCACCUGAUUUCUGGGGCCUAAGGACCUUCACAAGCCUUUCAGUAAUAUAUGGACGUUUCUGCAUAAUCACUUGUGUGUAUGCUAUGUUAAAUAAGGAGCCGAUGCUCUGCUAUGUGCAAAAACGUGUGCGGUGUUACAUCUCUAUAAGCCAUAUGUGUGACAUUUUUGAUUCUGUAAGAUCUACUAGACGUGAAAUGGAUAUGUUACAGGUCUGGCCUUAUAUUAAAAGCCCGUCCAGAAUGUUUCUGUAAGAUUUCUGUUAGCCUGUUAUUUAAUAGAAUACAGAAUCAGUACUGGAAAGUAAUUUCGGGAUUCA